GACUGAGAGAGAGGAGGGGAUGAAGAGAAUGUGAGAGAGAUAAUUCAGUUACAUGACUCAGGUUUGUUCAGAAAGCUGCCAGAGCUGCAGCUAUCUGCAGAUCUCUGCAGAUGGAGGUUGAGGACGGAGCCCAGCUCUGCUUUCCACAGUUCCCAAACACCUCCUGCAGGAAGCCCUUGGCUCCUUGGCCCCAAACAGUUACCAUUAUGCUGUACUCCAUCUCUCUGAUCACUGUGACUCUCAACCUGCUCAUCAUCAUCUCAAUCUCCCACUUCAGGCAGAUAUUAACUUCUCAGCUUCUUCUUUUUGGUUCAAUGGUGCUUUUCUCUUUCCCUCCGGGCCUCCUGCUGAUGCCGGGAGAAAUCUUCCGACCAACAUCCUGCUGGUAUUUUGGUGACUUUGUGUGUGCUACCUAUGCUCUUCUUUCAGUCAUCAUUCCCUCAGCCUCAAUAGGUGACAUAGUGCUCAUAUCAGUUGACCGUUAUGUAGCUAUAUGUGACCCUCUGCAUUACACCACUAAAGUCACUGCGAGAAGAGUUAAAUUCUGUGUUUGUCUGUGUUGGCUCUGUUCUUUUUCCUACAGCCUUCUCUUUGUAAAGGAUCUUCCGACUCAAAAUGUGACUGAUAUAUCUUGCUACGGAGAAUGUUUGUUAUACAGUGAUGACAUCUCACUGUUUUUUGAUCUUUUAGUUAACUUCAUUGUUCCAGUUACUGUCAUCAUAGCUCUGUAUCUGAGAGUAUUUGCCGUGGCUGUGUCUCAGGCUCGUGCCAUGCGCUCUCACAUUACAGCUGUCACACUCCAGCAUUCAGUGACUCCAAAGGCAAAGAAAUCAGAGCUGAAAGCAGCCAGGAAACUUGGUGUUCUUGUAGUUGUUUUUCUAAUAUGUUUCUGCCCGUUAUACACAUUAGGAUUAGAACAUUUUAUCUCAUUUAUUGUUUCAAUUAAACCCUUUUUAAACAUUCUGUUCUGUUUUAACUCUUGUCUAAACCCUGUGAUGUAUGCCUUCUUGUACCCCUGGUUUAGAAAAGCAGUUAAACUUAUUGUAACUCUUCAGAUACUGCAGCCUGGCUCCUCUGAGACCAACAUGCUGUAGAGAGGCUGAGAUCAGACUUGGUCUAAGGAUAAAUUAAUGAAUAUGUUCCUGCUGUUCAGUGAGUGAAUUAUCAAAUACAGAAAGUGAAGAUAUGAUUACCCGUCAAUUAAAAGACCUGUGGUUCAGCUAUU
This is a messenger RNA of Sander lucioperca (pikeperch), 1225 nucleotides long. RefSeq names its product trace amine-associated receptor 1-like. Gene Ontology annotation, biological process: G protein-coupled receptor signaling pathway. Lineage: Eukaryota; Metazoa; Chordata; Actinopteri; Perciformes; Percidae. Gene Ontology annotation, cellular component: membrane. The transcript is spliced from 2 exons. The record is from RefSeq and is a predicted model, not a curated record. Bases 111 to 1094 code for a protein of 327 amino acids. Gene Ontology annotation, molecular function: trace-amine receptor activity.